AUGAUUCGAGUACUCGCAAGCCCCAUUGGGUCCCAGUUCGCAGACAUAGAUACCGCCUUUCUGCGACAGACCUGGCAGGAUUUGGAGCUUCCGCUCAACCCGCCAGGAUACCACAAGAAGGUCCUAGACCACUAUAACAACCCCCGUAAUAUCGGCUCUAUAAAGAAGGGCGACCAGGACGUCGGUACCGGUCUCGUUGGUGCACCCGCCUAUAGCGAUAUUAUAAAGUUGCAGAUCUGCGUGAAUAAGGAGUCCGGCUGUAUCGACGACGUCGUCUUUAAGACCUUCGGCUAUAGUAGUGCCAUCACUUCCUCUAGUUAUCUGACUAAGCUUAUACGCGGUAUGACCCUCGACGAGGCUAGAAAGAUCAAGAACACCGAUAUGGCGAAGGAGUUAUGUCUCCCUCCUAUCAAGCUGCACUACUCUAUGCUUGCUAAGGACGCUAUUAAGUCUGCCAUUGCCAACUACUACACCAAAAACCCUAACAUCCGUGCCACUGAUCUCUCUAGGACAGGUGGCGUCAUUCCUGAUACUAAGGUUAAGUCUACCACUAGCAGCACUGCUGCUUAA
Molecule: messenger RNA, 570 nt
Organism: Penicillium robsamsonii
Lineage: Eukaryota; Fungi; Ascomycota; Eurotiomycetes; Eurotiales; Aspergillaceae
Exons: 4
Coding region: 1-570 (189 amino acids)
Biological process (GO): intracellular iron ion homeostasis; iron-sulfur cluster assembly
Cellular component (GO): mitochondrial matrix; cytoplasm
Molecular function (GO): ferrous iron binding; 2 iron, 2 sulfur cluster binding
Source: RefSeq, a predicted model, not a curated record